UUUAUCUUGGACCAACUUCACCACAACACCUCCGCGCAGCGAAAAAGCGUCAGAAGCUACAAUGCUUUCGGUUUUUAUCAACCGGGGAGACGAAACAGCGACAGACGAGGCGAGGCGUUUGUUUACCGCGACAGCCCGUUAAUCUCCGGGUAGACUACCGUUAAUCUCCGGGUAGACUACCGUUAAUCUUCGGGUAGACUACCGGGGGACCUGUGUGAGUUUCCCGGGGCUGCCGCUGCACUGCUCGGCUCCGACAGGACAGGGCGGGGUGAUGUUUAGGUUCCGGAAUAAAGGCAGCCAGAAAAUGGGAACCAGACGAGACGAGGAGCCGGCUGAAGACGCUGAGCUUGUCCACCGGAGACCAGAAUGAGAAGUUGUGUUUCGGUGUAACGGGGCGGCGGUAUCACCGUCUGGGAGGCCCUGGCGGGGGUGAAGCGUGUCUCUGUGGCGCUCCUCCGCCCCCUCAACGUCAAUAAAAUGAGGACGCUGCUUAUAUUCUGUUGUUUUUUCCUUCUCGCUGGAGCAGAUCGGGCGUGGGCCACCGGGAACCUGACCGUGGACAGUAGCACCGAAACCAACCGGACUGCCGUUAGCAGCGGGUACAUCAGAAUAGGGGACGGGUCGUCGCAGGAAUUUGAGUUUCCUGAAAACACGAAGGGAGUAAUUGUAAUCUCCAGCCAGUACCGGAGCUCCGCGGCCAGCAGGAAGGGCCGCCAGAGCUGGAAACAGACGGUGAGAGUCCGUUCUCUGGACCCGGAGGUCCUCUCCAUUCUCAAUGUGACGGACAGCGGCCACGCAGGACCCGGCAGGAGCUACAUCAUCAGCAUCCGCUCCGGGUUUCCGGGUACGGCUCAGCUCCAGAUACAGCUGCUGGACCUGGACCAGGACUCGGUGCCGGUUUUGAUCGAGGAGAGGACGGAUUACUCCAUCAGAGUGGCGCCUGGUAAUGAUGACCAGGCCACCCGGCUCAUCCAGUCCGGUGGCCUGUCUCAUUUCUCUGAGAACCCCGUGCUAUUUGCCUUGCUGCCCCUCAUCUUUGUCAACAAGUGUGCCUUUGGCUGCAAGGUGGAGGUGGAGGUGCUGCGGGGGCUCCUGAAGAGCCCCGUGCCCCUGCUCCUAGGGGUGCUGGGUCAGUUCCUGGUGAUGCCAUUAUAUGCCUACUGUGUGUCCUGGUUGGCCUCACUGCCCACAACGCUCUCUCUGGGUCUGGUCAUCACCUGCUCUGCCCCGGGCGGAGGGGGCGGCUACCUGUACAGCCUGCUGCUUGGAGGGGAUGUCACCCUGGCCAUCUCUAUGACACUGGUCUCCACAGUGGUUGCCACGGCAGCCAUGCCUCUGUCCUCUGCUCUGUAUGGCCGGCUGCUGGGCGUGCACGCUGCCCUGCACGUGCCAUUUGUGAAGAUCCUGGGCACCCUCCUCUUCAUUGCCAUCCCCAUCUCGCUGGGCAUGCUGAUCAAGCUCCGCCUGCCCGCCCUCACUCGGGUCCUGCUGGUGCUCAUACGACCCUUCAGCCUUGUGCUCAUGAUAGGCGGGAUCUUCAUGGCCUACCAAAUGGGUGCAUCCAUCCUGGCCAACGUCAAGCCUCAGAUUGUGGCGGUCGGUGUGACGGUACCUUUGCUAGGCCUGGUGGUCGGGGCCGUCUUGGCCAAGGGGGCGGGCUUGGCUCCACCACAGAGGAAGACCGUCAGCAUCGAGGUGGGCGUCCAGAACAGCCUGCUGGCCCUCGCUGUCAUGCAGCUGUCCUUCAGACGGACCGAGGCGGACUUCGCGUCCCAGGCGCCCUUCAUCGUGGCCCUCAGCAGCACCUCCGAGAUGCUGCUCAUCGUUCUGGGGUACUUCGUCCAGCGGAGGCUGUGUGGCCCUGCCAUCCUCAGGAGCGACGCCUAAAUGUAACAGCAGUUUUGUUCUGAACUUUUCUGAAGAACGAAGCGUGUGGAAGUCGGGUGUCCCACAAUCUUUGACACACCAGUUUCCAAUCCAGUCAUCGCUGUUGUACACAGGACAGUGAAUGGACUUUUUCUGGUUAUUUUGUUGUCGUUUUGGUAUUUUUACAUAAAAACCAAAGGCCUUUUACCCCAUCUAGACCGUUUAGUGUUGAUUUUACCGUAUGUACUUUUUCAGAUCAGAUUAUACUGUGAGGUAUUCAUGUAAAUAUUCGUAAAAAGAGAAAACCCUAUGACAGAAGAGAUAUUUUUCUACCAGAUUACUUUUUGUAAUCCAAAAAAUUCAAAGACUGAUUUGUAUCAUGUUUACAAGAGGUCCGCGUGUCUUAGCUCGAGGGAACUUUGUUGGUUAAAGAGGAACUAUUGCUGAAUCUUAAAUGAGGUGAUGGAUUAAUCAUUUUGAAAGUAUUUGCCACUGAUUGUGUGUCCCGGAUCUUUGAAUCCAUGUACUUGAAUAUUUGAAAAAGAAAAAAAAAAUCAAUAAAAUCCUCGUCCAGCA
Messenger RNA from Melanotaenia boesemani (Boeseman's rainbowfish), 2442 nucleotides. It is a transcript of the gene slc10a3, whose product is annotated as solute carrier family 10 member 3. The coding region runs from base 478 to 1887 and encodes 469 amino acids. Gene Ontology annotation, molecular function: bile acid:sodium symporter activity. Gene Ontology annotation, biological process: bile acid and bile salt transport. Gene Ontology annotation, cellular component: membrane. The transcript has a single exon. Lineage: Eukaryota; Metazoa; Chordata; Actinopteri; Atheriniformes; Melanotaeniidae. The record is from RefSeq and is a predicted model, not a curated record.